Molecule: messenger RNA, 1634 nt
Organism: Anolis carolinensis (green anole)
Lineage: Eukaryota; Metazoa; Chordata; Lepidosauria; Squamata; Anolidae
Gene: hibch
Product: 3-hydroxyisobutyryl-CoA hydrolase
Exons: 14
Coding region: 121-1281 (386 amino acids)
Biological process (GO): L-valine catabolic process
Cellular component (GO): mitochondrion
Molecular function (GO): 3-hydroxyisobutyryl-CoA hydrolase activity
Source: RefSeq, a predicted model, not a curated record
CACCGUUCUAGCCCGCUGUCUCUAUGCUCCAAAGUUCGGAUUCUUCAGCAAGAGUGACGUCAUCAGGGUGCGCGCCGCCUGCCAGUGUUUGCCCAUGUGUUUGGUGUGAGGAGGGCUGCGAUGGAGCUAGUGCUAAAGCAAGGGCUUCCCAGGCUGAAGUCAUUCAACAGGCUGCAGGUUAUAAUACAGCACUUAAGUAUGUCUGGGACUGCAGAUUCUUCACCUGAGGUUCUGCUUGAGAAAAAAGGGUGUGCUGGUGUUAUAACCAUGAACAGACCCAAGGCUCUGAAUGCAUUAAAUCUUUCCAUGGUUCGGCAGAUAUAUCCACAACUGAAGAAAUGGGAACAAGAUCCUGACACCUUUCUAAUUAUCAUAAAGGGUGCUGGAGAGAAAGCUUUCUGUGCAGGGGGUGAUAUCAGAGCUGUCAGUGAAUCAAGGAGAAGUGGAGACCGUGUGGCCCAAGAUUUCUUCAGAGAAGAAUACACCCUGAACAAUGCCAUUGGUACCUGCAAGAAACCAUAUGUGGCACUUAUUGGUGGAAUUACAAUGGGAGGUGGUGUUGGUAUGUCUGUUCAUGGGCAUUUCAGAGUUGCUACAGAGAAAACCCUUUUUGCCAUGCCAGAGACUGCAUUAGGCCUUUUCCCUGAUGUGGGUGGAGGCUACUUCCUGCCAAGACUUUCAGGGAAGCUGGGCUUUUAUCUUGCCUUGACCGGAUUUAGGUUGAAAGGAAGGGAUGUGCAGAAAGCAGGGGUUGCAACUCACUUCAUAGAAGCAGAAAAGGUGGCUGCCUUAGAAAAAGAUCUGACAGAAUUAAAAUCCCCCUCAAAGGAAAAUGUUGGCGAGAUCUUGGAUUUGUAUCAUAAGAAGUGCAAACUUGAUCAAGAGAAAGAGUUUAUUCUUGCAGAACACAUGGACAAAAUUAACAGUCUCUUUUCAGCAAACAGCAUGGAAGAAAUCAUUCAGAAACUGAAGAAGGAUGGCUCUCCUUUUGCACUGAAGCAACUGGAGACGAUUUCUAAAAUGUCACCAACAUCUUUAAAGAUGACCUUCAGGCAGCUUAGAGAAGGGGCGUCCAUGAACCUUCAGGAAGUAUUGGUUAUGGAGUAUCGAUUGAGCCAAGCAUGUAUGCGAGGCCAUGACUUCUAUGAAGGCGUCCGUACAGUUCUUAUUGACAGAGACCAGUCCCCAAAGUGGAAGCCAGCUACUCUAGAAGAAGUAACCGAUGAAUUUUUGGACUCAUGCUUUCAGUCGCUUGGAACCAAUGAUCUCAAGUUACAAUAGAUUUGGACGGAUGCCAGCCAGAGAAAGUUUUUUAUUGUUGCUUUCUUUAACACUUUGAAUUGUAUGCUUAUGAUUUCAACAGGCAAAGAGAUCAUCGGCAUUGGGUGAAACGCUUAUUGUCGUUAUUUAAUGAAGAGGAGCUACAUUUUUUGGAGAUAAGUUCAGGACUAGAGGGAGUUGUUGGGGAUAAUAAUAGUACUGUAAUCGUAAUAAUAAUAAUACUUUAUUUAUAUUCUGCCCUCUCUCCCCAAGGGGAUGUCACCAUAAAGGCAUUAAAGUUCUAGGAUGGGAGUCGGAUUAUAAUAUCUGCGCAUUUCUACUUCUACAUGUAAAAUAAAACAUAUUAAUAUAAA